This is a messenger RNA of Lodderomyces theae, 717 nucleotides long. RefSeq names its product Mcu1p (gene MCU1). The record is from RefSeq and is a predicted model, not a curated record. Bases 1 to 717 code for a protein of 238 amino acids. The transcript has a single exon. NCBI's taxonomy places the organism in Eukaryota, Fungi, Ascomycota, Pichiomycetes, Serinales, Debaryomycetaceae.
AUGAGUUCCCCUGAAGAACGCCACGAGCCAACAAGAAGGCCGAACCCAAAAGGUUGGGUUCCGCCAAGGGCCCCCUACAAUCCCUAUGAUCCCACCGAUAUUCGUCCACCUGAGGGUUACCCUUCAGAAUUUCAAAUACCUGGCCAACAACCACAAGGAUUCUCAUCUAUUCCCAAACAACCUACGCAAUAUCAAAAGGUGAACGAAACGAUGGAGAGACUAAACUAUACUGCGAGACCAAUGUCUGAUUUGUAUCCAAAUCAAUACAAAGUUUUGCGUCGUGUUGACACAAACAAGAAGCUACAUUUGGGCUCUCGAUGGUUUGGAACAUUGGUAGGAGGGUCAGUGAUUUUCUACUUUACGUUUUUCUACAGAUGGAAUGAAGGUAGAGAUAAUGUGUUUAGCGAUUUUUAUCGAAGUCAGUUGUGGUUGAAGGAGAGAAUAUUUGGCGGUUUGAGUGAUCAAGAGUAUGAUGACUUGCAUUUCCCAAAGCUGGGAUAUACUGUGUUGCAUAGUGUAAAGGAUGCUCAGUAUAUACCAGAUGAUUUGAGAAAGACACAAGAAGGAGAGUUUGUUCUUAAUAGACCUAGUGAGAGGCAUUUACUUGAAGCAGAAAGAAUACAACAGGAACAAGAGGAGAGAAUGUUGGCAGGGUUGGAUAUAAAGAAACUCGACAACAAAUCCAAUAAGUCCGGGAAAUGGUUUGGAAUCUUUUGA